UUUUUGGGGUCCUUUGGAGCUUCUUCGUGCUUUCCUUGGCGAUUCGAGUACUGCCUCUAUUCUAUCGUUUCAUGGCUACCGCGUUCAAACGAGACGACGACGAAGGAGGUCGCCUACAAUUUUUCACCCGUGACUUGUAGGAAUCCAUUACCAUGCAAUCUGGAUUUGAAAUUAAUGCGUUGGUUCAAGAAGCUCAAAACCGCUGGUUGAAGCCUGCCGAAGUACUCUUUAUUCUACAGAAUCAUGAGGAUCAUCAGAUAACACAAGAUGCCCCUCAACAGCCACCUGGUGGGUCUCUGUUCCUUUUCAACAAGAGGGUCCUUCGAUUUUUUCGUAGAGAUGGUCAUACGUGGCGGAAAAAGAAGGAUGGCAGAACUGUAGGUGAAGCUCAUGAACGGCUUAAGGUUGGGAACGUUGAAGCUUUAAAUUGUUAUUAUGCACAUGGUGAGCAAAAUCCCAAUUUUCAGAGGCGAAGCUAUUGGAUACUGGAUCCGGCGUAUGAGCACAUCGUUCUUGUUCAUUAUAGAGAAGUCAGUGAGGGAAGGCACAAUGCUGGAUCAGGCUCUUACCUUUCACCAGGCCUGCCUUCUACUCCAAGUCAGAGUACCAGUCCUUAUUCUGCCCAAAAUCCUGGCUCAUUUUCUGGAACUAGUGAAUUGUAUGAACCAUCUCGCAGUUCCAUUAGUCGAGGAUCUGUGGAAGUCAGUUCUGAGUCGGUUAUCAGGAGUACUGAGCUGGAUCCCUUGGAUAUAAUGGAGAGAUCAGGAGAGUUUAGUAGUUCAUCUGAGCCUGAGGUCAACCAUGCACUGCGAAGGCUUCAGGAGCAGUUAAGUUUGGGUGAUGAUGACUUUGCAGAGGAACUUUCUUCAUACUGCACUCAGAAGGAGAAGUCAAAGGAUUCAGGAUUCCUAGAUUCUGAAGUGAAGGGAUCCAAACAGGAUGAGUUUGAAGUUUUACUACAUGGAUCAGAAUACAAAAAACAUAAUCUGAAUUAUAGUGGAAAUGCUGCGGGACUAGAGAAUUCAAAUAACCACCUGUUGCCACAAAAUGCAGGUGACAGGGAGCCUUUGGGUCCUGAAUAUACACAUGAGAAGGAGAAUUCUCCAUCAUGGAAAGAGAUGCUGGAAUUGUGUUCCCCUUCAACUGGUUCUGAUUCUCGAGAGAAACUUUUCAACAGAUUGGAUGGAAAGACACUACAGGAAAAGCCUCUGUCCCCAGAGAGGGGAACAAUUUUGGGGAAUCCAGUUAGACAGCAGGAAAUCAGGUCUUCUCAGUGGUUGGAUUUUGGUGGAAAUAAUUCAGAAAAUAGGGCGAAUUACUGCACAACUUCUGAGAGUGAUUUAAGCUUACAAAUGCAACUUUCAGCUGCUAGGGAGUUUCUAUUAGGCUCUGACAAUUCUCUUGUAUCUGCAACUUUAAGAACAUUGCCUCAAGUAGUAGAAAACUCCAAAAGAUCUUCAUAUUCUUCAGGAACAACUGUUCACAAAGCCAACCCUAACUCUUAUACAUUGUGGUUUGACCAAGAAAAUCAUCUUGAAGUUCCUCUGGAUGGAGAUUCAAGUUUGACCAUUGCACAGAAACAAAGAUUUACUAUUUGUGAAAUAUCGCCAGAAUGGGGAUAUGACACUGAGGCUACCAAGGUCAUUAUUACUGGAUCUUUUUUAUGUGAUCCAUCAGAGUUUGCAUGGAAAUGUAUGUUUGGCGAAACUGAAGUUCCCAUAGAAAUCAUUCAAGAAGGUGUUCUUCGUUGUAAAGCUCCUCCACAUGGUCCUGGAAAAGUCAGUCUCUGCAUCACAUGUGGCAAUAGGGAAUCCUGCAGCGAAAUCAGGGAAUUUGAAUACUGUAUCAAGCAAAGGAGCUGUACUCAUUGUGAUUUACCCUUGACAGAAGUAACUAAAAGCACAGAAGAACUGCUACUCCUUGUAAGGUUUGCACAGAUGCUUCUGUAUGAUCCAUUGGCUCAAAGAGAAGAUAGUGUUGAGUCAGGAAUUGAUGUACUGAGAAAAAUGAAAGUUGAUGAAGAUCCAUGGGGACAUAUUAUAGAGAAACUCUUAGUUUGCAGUGAGACUCCAUUGCGUACCAUGGAUUGGCUUGUUCAAGAACUUUUGAAAGACAAGUUGCAGCGGUGGCUUUUGUCCAAAUACCAGGAAGAAAGUGACACACCUGGUUGUUCCCUGGCCAAGAAAGAGCAAGGGAUAAUACAUAUGGUAGCUGGGUUGGGCUUCGAGUGGGCCUUAAACCCAAUUCUUAACUCUGGGAUCAGUAUAAAUUUCCGUGAUGUUAAUGGUUUGACUGCUCUUCAUUGGGCUGCACGGUUUGGAAGGGAAAAAAUGGUUGCCAUGCUUCUAGCUGCUGGUGCAUCAGCAGGUGCUGUGACAGAUCCCACCCCACAAGAUCCAACAGGUCAAACCCCAGCGUCCAUUGCUGCUGCCAACGGCCACAAAGGACUUGCUGGAUAUCUCUCUGAGGUGGCUCUAACUAGCCAUCUUUCAUCCCUGAAACUGGAAGAAACUGAGCUUUCUAAAGGUGCAGCUGCUCUGGAGGCAGAAAUAACUGUGCAGAGCAUCUUGAACGAGAGCCUUGAUGCCACAGAGGAUCAGCUUUCACUCAGAGAUUCCCUUGCUGCAGUUCGAAAUGCAGCUCAGGCUGCUGCACGCAUACAAUCUUCUUUUCGUGCACAUUCUUUCCGAAAGCGGCAACAAAGAGAAGCAGGAACUGCUGCCGCUAGUGUCGAUGGUUAUGAUAUCACUGCAGACAACAUUCAUGAGAUUUCAGCUGCAUCAAAGUUGGCCUUUCGCAGCCUUCGUGAUCAUAAAUUAGAUACUGCAGCUUUGUCUAUUCAGAAGAAGUAUCGUGGUUGGAAAGGGCGGAAAGAUUUUUUGGCUUUGCGCCGGAAGGUUGUUAAGAUACAGGCUCACGUGAGGGGGCAUCAGGUCAGGAAGAAGUAUAAGGUGAUUAUAUGGGCUGUUGGUGUUCUGGAUAAGGUUGUCUUGCGGUGGCGUCGGAGAGGAGUUGGUUUGCGAGGAUUCCGGCCCGAAUCAGAAUCUAUUGAAGACAGUGAAGAUGAAGAUAUCCUGAAGGUAUUCCGCAAGCAGAAAGUAGAUGCAGCUAUUAAUGAAGCUGUAGCUAGAGUUUUGUCCAUGGUUGAGUCUCCUAAGGCACGCCAGCAGUACCGACGGAUGCUUGAAAGCUACCGGCAAGCUAAGGCUGAAUUAAUUGGUGAAACAAGUGAAGCGUCAUCGGUUCCUCAAUACGAUGUUGAUGACAUGGAAAAUGAUUACAUGUACCAGUUCCCACAGGAGUUCUGAGUUACCUUGGUAUUGAUCUCUCUGCAUACUUAAUUUUGAAGCUCACCUCACAUUUAUGGUAACUGCAUUCACUUGUACAUAUAUUCUGUUGGUUCAGGAUUUGAGAGUUGUGUUUCUAACGUCUAGAUAUAGUUGUUGCGUUUGUGCUUGAUUGUUAGUGCUGUAAUGAUUGUAAUUAUUGUAAAAUGGUUUUUAAUAAUUGCUGAUUUGGU
This is a messenger RNA of Telopea speciosissima, 3520 nucleotides long. Its product is annotated as calmodulin-binding transcription activator 4-like. Bases 153 to 3308 code for a protein of 1051 amino acids. NCBI's taxonomy places the organism in Eukaryota, Viridiplantae, Streptophyta, Magnoliopsida, Proteales, Proteaceae. The transcript is spliced from 12 exons. The record is from RefSeq and is a predicted model, not a curated record. Gene Ontology annotation, cellular component: nucleus. Gene Ontology annotation, molecular function: double-stranded DNA binding; transcription coregulator activity; protein binding. Gene Ontology annotation, biological process: regulation of transcription by RNA polymerase II.